GAAUUUUCGCCGACUUCAGCAAAAAUCCCACCGCCAACCGCCAAGUAUCGAGUUCGAUGACAAGCCAAUAUGUAGCACCAAAAAAGCAUUGUAGUUACGAGUAUAAAAAACCCACUGUUUGCUAUCCUAAAUCAUCAGUUCACUUUAGUAGCUACACAGUUCCAGUCACUUGUACUCAAGUCAAACUUACCAGCCAAGAUGAAAUCCUUCGUUUGCAUUGCUCUAGUCGCCGCCAUCCUCAGCGUUGCCUUGGCUAGCCCAGCUGGUAAUGCGGCUGCCACAUCUAGCGUCCAGGAAGCCCAAGCCGAACAGAAUCAGCAAGCUGCCUACGAUUUAACACGUUUCCGUAAAUCCGCUUAUGGUGCCGCUCCCAGCAUUCCAGCACCUCCUUGCCCCAAGAACUACCUGUUCAGCUGUCAACCUAACUUGGCUCCAGUUGCUUGCGCCUCUCCCGCCGCAGCUUCAUACGGUUCAGCCGGUGCCUACUCAGCGCCCAUUCCAGCUUACGUCGCUCCUCUGCCUGCUGGCUAUGCUGGUAUGGGCUUCAACCCCAAUCAAUACUACCAAUAUUGAAAAGGAAAUGAUC
Molecule: messenger RNA, 586 nt
Organism: Rhagoletis zephyria (snowberry fruit fly)
Lineage: Eukaryota; Metazoa; Arthropoda; Insecta; Diptera; Tephritidae
Product: vitelline membrane protein Vm26Aa-like
Source: RefSeq, a predicted model, not a curated record